CCACCACCACCACCACCACCGCCGCCGCCAUUACCACCACCACCACCACCACCACCACCACCACCACCACCACCACCACCACCGCCGCCGCCAUUACCACCACCACCACCACCACCACCACCGCCGCCGCCAUUACCACCACCACCACCACCACCACCACCACCACCACCACCACCACCGCCGCCGCCAUUACCACCACCACCACCACCACCACCACCACCACCACCACCACCACCGCCGCUGCCAUUACCACCACCACCACCACCACCACCACCACCACCACCACCACCGCCGCCGCCAUUACCACCACCACCACCACCACCACCACCACCACCACCACCACCACCGCCGCCAUUACCACCACCACCACCACCACCACCACCACCACCACCACCACCACCGCCGCCGCCAUUACCACCACCACCACCACCGCCGCUGCCAUUACCACCACCACCACCACCACCACCACCGCCGCCGCCAUUACCACCACCACCACCACCGCCGCCGCCACCACCACCACCACCACCACCACCACCACCACCGCCGCCACCACCACCACCA
Messenger RNA from Hemibagrus wyckioides, 561 nucleotides. RefSeq lists its product as uncharacterized. The annotation marks the transcript as partial. Lineage: Eukaryota; Metazoa; Chordata; Actinopteri; Siluriformes; Bagridae. The record is from RefSeq and is a predicted model, not a curated record. The transcript has a single exon.